GAUUUUUUCCCCCAGGCUGGGGUCAGAAACUUUUGUUUGCAUUUCACUAAAUCCACUUCAAAACGACAAAAAUCAGUACUCUUCUACCUGCGUUUUGCUUUUCUUCUUCUUCUUCUUCUUCUUCUUCCCUGUCCAAACCUCACUACUACCAACACAUACAGACUGGAUGGAGCCUCGGCGACUCUUCAGAGAAUAAGAAAGUGGAACAGAAAAAAAAAAUCUAUUAUUGUGAGCUUCCAUUUCCAAUCCAUGGCAGUUUCUUUGCUUUUCACAGUACAAAUGUACCGCUGACACGCUCCGCCCAACUCCUUGUUAUAAAGCCUCUUGUGGGUCAGUCCAGCAUUCAAGUCUUUUGAAGCUUAACUCCAAGAUCUUUCAUUUUCUUUUUCUUUCAUAAUUUACUGCCUUGAAGGGUGUUUAAAUUAUGCAGACUCCAAAAUCAAGAAGUAGCACUUCAGAAGUGCCUCAAAAGGUGUCUCCUCGAAUUGUUCGUCAACUCAAGCCAACUAGACUAGAGCUUGAAUCUUCAGCUUCUUCAAAUUCAGCUAGCAGAACACCGAAAGAUAGAAGCCCAAAAGUUGUCGAGCGCCGGUCUCCCAGAAGCCCAGUUACUGAGAAAAAGCGUCCUAGCAGGAUUUCGGAAUUGGAAUCUCAGAUUUCUUUGCUCAAGGAGGAGCUUAAGAAGACAAAAGAUCAGCUUUGUGCAUCCGAAUCAUGCAAGAAGCAGGCCGAGCAAGAUGUCGAGGAUACCAAGAAGCAACUAUCAGCCAUGGCUUUGAAGCUAGAAGAGUCACAAAAGCAGCUGUUGGAGCUGACUGCUUCUGAGGAAGUCCAUGCUCUCGAGCUUCAAAAGAUCUCACAAGAAAGUGAGCAGGCAUGGCAGUCUGAGCUUAAGUCUGUCCAGAAUCACCACUCUGUUGAUGCAGCUGCAUUGACCUCUGCCAUGACUGAGAUUCAGCAGCUCAAAGUUCAGCUCGAAAUGGUUGCUGAAUCAGAGGCUCUGCAGAACAAGCAAACAGAAUCUGCAAACGUGGAGCUCAAAAUCUUGAAAGGGAACUUAGUGGAAACUCUUUCUCUUGUAGAGAACAUGAAAACCCAGCUGAGGGAAAGCAAAGAAUCCGAGGUGCAGGUGCAAGAAUUGGCUAGUGAAACACUGCUGCAACUGGAGACUGCAAAAAGGUCAGUAGAGGCUCUUAGAUCAGAUGGGUUGAAAGCAAUUGAAGCUUACAACUCCAUUGCUACAGAAUUAGAGCAAUCUCGGACGCGAGUUGGAUUGCUCGAAGAACUUGUCAAUAAACUUGAGGCAGACCCUGUUCAUACUAACCAAAAAAAUUUUCAAGAAUCUACUGGUGAUCAAGAAAUGUUGCAGGAAAAUGGAAACAAUAGUAAGUCCAGUGAACAGGAUCACCUUGAAGAAGAGCUUAAUUCGUUGAAAGCUGAGGUGGGUCGUCUACGGUUUGCUCUCGAAGCUGUUGAGAUGAAGUUGCAGGAAGAGCAAAUCCAGAGUACAGUAGAGAUAAGGAGUGCUUAUGAACUUGUUGAGCAGAUAAAAUCCGGGUCCAGUCAGAGUGUGGCAGAGCUUGAAACGGAAUUGAAGAAUGCAAAAUCUGCCAUAGAAGAGUUAAAGGCAAACUUGAUGGACAAGGAGACUGAAUUACAAGGCAUUUCAGAAGAGAAUGAAAGUCUUCAAAUGAAGCUUGAGAAGAACCUGGCAUGUCAACGAGAAGUCCUGCUUGAAAACGAGUUGAAGAAAUUAAGGGAAGCUGUUGUUGAUUUGAAGGCAAACUUGAUGGAUAAGGAGACAGAGUUUCAGAAUAUAUCCGAGGAGAAUGAAAUUCUGAAAUUGGAAAUCAGUAAAAGGGAGAUGGACAAUGGGAGUGUGAAACAUGAGGUGGUUUCGCAAGUGGAGAUGGCAAAGACUGCUGAACGAGAAGCUCUCUUGAAACUCGGGCUUGCUAUGGAAGAGGCUGAGAAGAGUAACAGGAAGAUGGCCAGGGUUACCGAGCAGCUAGAGGCUGCACAGGCUGCAAAUUCGGAAAUGGAGGCCGAGUUGAGAAGGCUUAAGGUGCAAUCCGAUCAGUGGAGGAAAGCAGCUGAGGCAGCUGCUGCCAUGAUUCCAUCUGGGAAUAAUGGGAAGUUUAUGGAGAGAACUGGAUCGCUGGAUAGCAACAAUUAUACUCCCGUUACAGGGAAGAUAAUCUCACCUUACUCUGAAGACAUGGAUGACGAUUUGCUGAAGAAGAAAAACGGAAAUAUGCUGAAGAAAAUUGGUGUCUUGUGGAAGAAGCAACCGAAAUAGAAACCAUCAUGAGGUCGUGGGUUAAUCAUGUCCGUCAUGCAUCUUUCCUUCUUGGUACCCUAAAAACCAGAUCUCAUUUCUGAGCAGAUUAUGAAGAGUUCGGAGUCAAGUCAUUUUGUUAUCAGCUCAAGUUUGGCACGAUUUCGAAGAUCUUGAUGUUAGCUCUGGUAGUAGGAACAGGUAACCGAUGCUUAAUUCUCUCUUUCUUUGCGUAUAUUCCAUGAAGAUUGUCUUAGGAAAUAUCCGGAUCGACGAGGAUGUUAGGUUUUUCAGAUGCAGGCCUUAUAUAUAUAUAUUCCUGGAAGUAUAGAGAAUAUUAGUGUAUGAAUGAAUACUGGAUGAUGAAACUAUACACUCUUGACAAGUUAUUGUUCAGUAAUUGAUUAUGGAUUGUACCUA
Messenger RNA from Carica papaya (papaya), 2698 nucleotides. RefSeq names its product ROP interactive partner 5 (gene RIP5). Lineage: Eukaryota; Viridiplantae; Streptophyta; Magnoliopsida; Brassicales; Caricaceae. The record is from RefSeq and is a predicted model, not a curated record.